Uranotaenia lowii is the source of this 3036-nucleotide messenger RNA. Its product is annotated as protein Wnt-1-like. Gene Ontology annotation, biological process: multicellular organism development; canonical Wnt signaling pathway; cell fate commitment. The transcript has 8 exons. Bases 539 to 1732 code for a protein of 397 amino acids. Gene Ontology annotation, molecular function: cytokine activity; frizzled binding. Lineage: Eukaryota; Metazoa; Arthropoda; Insecta; Diptera; Culicidae. Gene Ontology annotation, cellular component: extracellular region. The record is from RefSeq and is a predicted model, not a curated record.
UUCCGAACGGUUUGGGUGCGUUUUUCCGGAACGCCUGGCACGCUUUGGGACCGAUACGGACAACAUAUAGCCGAACGAAGAGAGCAGUGCCAGUGCCGGUUAUAGGGCAAGUGUGUGCAGCAGUAGGUACAUUUAGUAGUGCAUCCAUCGACCAAUCCUAGCGGCUCUUGAAAGGUUCGGUUUUUGCUCUUUGAUCCUCCGUUUUUUAAACACUAUAAAAUUACAUGGUUCACCUGAAUGUAACCACUACUGUUUGUGUAGAUUGUGAGUGAAUCAAAAUUAGUGAAGUGAACCAAGAAAACUCCUUUUGAAACGAGUUCUACAAAAAAAUAAUUUGUGUGCAAGUUGUAAGCGAAAAACAAAUAAAUUACGUGUUCGUGAAUCCCGAAUAUAGUUUCCGAGGAUACAAUAAAGUAAAUUUGGUUUGCAACAAAACUUCAACAGUUCUGUAAUACAAGGCUGAUCCUUCAAUCGAUCCAACGAUGAUAACGACGAGGCACUAGAAAACUCCGGAUGUGUGGACCGUCAGCUGAAGAAAAUGGUUAAGCAGAGGAGUCACUUUUGCUUCCGUUUAUCCAGUAUUGUUGCACCAUUCCGAGGCUGGCCUAGUCUUAGCUCUGGUGCCACAGGAAGUAAUAUUGGCCAUCACCGGGGUUCAGCGAGUAGAACCGUUCAAUGGAAAACCAUUCAAUUGCUGCUGAUAGUGCUGGUGUACUGCAAUGGCCUGAGCAGUGGAAAUUGGUGGCGAGUGGCGGAUUUGUCGUUGGAUGUGAAACAUUUUCAUCGGGACAAUCGGAGUUUUGAGAUUUGCAGUGAUAACACUUUUUUCACCCAGUAUCAGCGAGAAAUUUGCUACAACAAUCCAGAGCUGCUGAAGGUUAUUGUGAAUGCAGCUAACAUCGCCAAAUAUGAAUGCCAAAACUAUUUCCAAAACAGUCGAUGGAACUGCUCAGUCAAACGUGAACAGGAAAUUUUCUACGGAAAUUUCGAUGAAAAAGGAAAUCGCGAAACAGCCUAUCUCAGUGCAAUAAACUCGGCCUCGCUAGCGUGGACCAUAACACGAUACUGCACCAAGGGGGAACUGACAACGUGCACCUGCGAUCACAUCCAGCGAAAAAAGCACAGCAAGUGGACCUGGGGCGGUUGUUCCGAGGACGUCAACUACGGCAUCAAACAGGCCCGGCAGUUUGUGGACCAGCAGGAGGAUCGACAAGCUAGCUUCGGGUUGAUGAAUCUGCACAACAAUGAGGCCGCUCGAAGAACACUUCGGGCCAAGAUGCAGAAAGUCUGCAAAUGCCAUGGGAUGUCCGGAUCUUGCACCACUCGAGUUUGUUGGCGCCGGUUGCCUCCGAUGAAGGCUAUGGCUGACACUCUUGGAACGAUGUUUGAUGCGGCUGCUCUAGUCAAGCCAGUCGAAAAUAAAGGAGUUAUCAAAAAACUCAAAAGAAAGGACUCUCAAUACAAGAAAGUCAACAAGUCGGACCUGGUCUACAUUGCCGAAUCUCCCGAUUAUUGCGAGGAAAAUGACAGCCUUGGCAUCUUCGGCACCCGGGGUCGAUUCUGCAACCGGACAUCGUACGGCAUCGAGGGCUGCCGGUUGCUGUGCUGCGGCCGCGGCUACCAAACACGAAUCCGAACCGUGGACGAGAAGUGCAACUGCAAGUUCGUCUGGUGCUGUUCGGUCAAAUGUGACACCUGCACCGUACGCAAGGACGAGUACAUUUGCAACUGAACCGGUGUUUGAUUGGAUUGGUUCUUUCUCCUUCUUCUCUAAAUUGUAUUCUUCUUUUGAAUGGAACGUCGUCGUCACGUCACACACGUUGGAUAUCGAUUUGAUCAGUGUAUAUUAAAGUUUUAUGGGGAACGUUUUAAAGGAAAAAUUUGACCGCACAAACCGCCAUUUUUGCACCCACAUAAACAACAUACACACAUACCCAAACUCAACGAAAACAUUUCCGUCUUCGAGUUAUUUUGUAUAUUUUUGAGAAAUAUUUAAUGGACUUAGAAAGUAAGGUAACCCAAUUGUCAAGUGAAAAUAAAAGCGGAAAAUAAUUUUAACCGAUCCAUGUGAAAAAAGAGAUAAAAUUUGAUAGUGCGAACACAAGUAUUUAUUUUGUAACUUUAUGGUGUCCGGUUCAAUGAAAAAGAUUGCGUUUCUUUGAAGACUAAAAAGUUUAGAUUCAUUUUUGUCAAUCCUGAUUUCAAUUCUUGUUUAUUGACGAACUUUUAGCUUAAAUAAAAUUUAAAAUAAGAUUCAAACAGGUCCAAAUACUUUUAACAUUCAGUGUCAAAAUAUCGUAAAAUAAAAAUUAAAUAAAUACAAAUCCAAAUUUCAUAUCUUGAACUGGACCCGAAAAGUUGUAACUCUCAUUUCAUCAUCAUCCCGAUUAAACACGAAAAACGAACAAAUCGUAACAAAUUCAGUAUUUCGAAGAAGCAAUUUAUUACACAGUAAGAAUAAAAUAUGUGCAUUCUGUGAUUUUUCUUUGUUUUUGUAGUGUUUAUUUUAUUAUACUUAUACAUACAUCUAGUGCAAGUUAAGUAGUAAGGCAUUUCGAUGUAAGAAGUAAAUGUUAAGCUUAAUAAUAAGACACAAAGCUCAUACAAGCGACAUCAAAUAAACCAAUAGACAAAAUGAGAACUCGAACACAUCAAGUUUCAGUAGACGAAUUGGCACGUGGUAAAAAAAUCAAUGCUGCCAAAUGCCAUAGGAGCCAAACACUUAAAUACGAUCGUAUAACAAUGAACAAUUAAUCAAACUGCAUCCCAAAGUAGCACACUCAAAUGUAACUGUCACACACCCACACAUGUAUAAAACAAAUGAGAUGUACGUCGUGCAAAAGUAAACAAUUUAAAAAAAAAACAAUAAAAAUAUGAUGGUAAUUUUUUCACAUAAUAGUAGCAUUUACGUACUAAACACUUUCAAAAGCCAAUUAAAAAAAAAAACAAACAAAAAACAAAAUCUAAAUGAAUCUGCAUGCGCUCGUCUGUAUUUCGAUGGCACCAACCCGAAAAUAAAUGAAGAGAAAAUGUGAA